UCUGCUCUCACGGUGGUUUCUCAGCUGAAGGGCCAGGCCGGCCCCCUUGCCUUCCCCAUUUCUGGGGGCUCAGAGGUUUCAUGUUGAUGAAAAUCAGGGUGUCGGCUGCUGCAGAGACCCUCACGCAGUGGCCAUGGCGCUGGGUGGCCUUCUCGGGGCCCGCUCUCCCCCUCCUGUGCUGUGGGUGCUGCUGGUCACAGGGUCACUCUCUCGGCCGUCGCCCUCCUCCGCAGCCAGCUGGGAGCCCCUGCAGUGUGAAGGGCCGGCGGGCACCGGGGACGGCGGCUGCCACACUGGCCGGCACCCCACAAGCUCCAGGGAGGUGGGCUUCCAGGCCAAGAGCUACGUGUUCAGCCAGCCCUUCCAUCUGAUUGUGUCCUACGACUGGCUGAUUCUGCAAGGCCCAGCCAUCCCCCUAUUUGAGGGCGACCCCCUGGCUCUGCGGUGCCAGGCCUGGCAGGACUGGCCCCUGACGCAGGUCACCUUCUACCGAGACGGCGCAGCUCUGGGCCCGCCGGGGCCGCGCCGGGAGUUCUCCAUCGCUUCGGCGCGCAAGGCGGACAGCGGGCACUACCACUGCAGCGGGGUCUUCCGGAGCCCCGGCCCCGGGCGCCUGGAAACGGCGUCCUCCUUGGUGCUCACGGUCCAGGAGCUGUUUCCAGCCCCACUGCUGCGAGCCACACCCUCAGCCCGGCCCCGGGAGGGAGGCCCGCUGACCCUGAGCUGCCAGACCAAGCUGCCCCCGCAGAGGUCGGCCGCCCGCCUCCUCUUCUCCUUCUACAAGGACGGCCGGGCCGUGCGCGGCAGGGGUGUGUCCUCGGAGCUGCAGGUGCCCGUGGCCGCGGGCGGCCACUCCGGGGCCUACUGGUGUGAGGCCGCCACCGAGGACGGCCAGGUGUGGAGACGCAGCCCCAAGCUGGAGGUCAGGGUGCAGGGUCCCUCUGGCCCUGUGGCGCCGGCCACCUCCAACCCAGCUCCUCCGAAGUCCUCGGCUCCGGCUCCGGGGACGCCUGCUGCCAAGCCCCUCGGCCCUCCGCCUCCACCGCCCUCCCCUCUGCAGGCACCUGACCCCCACCUGCACCACCAGAUGGGGGUCCUCCUCAAACAAAUGCAGGAUGUGAGAGCGCUCCUUGGUCACCUGGUCUUGGAGCUGAGGGACUUGUCCGGCCACCUGAAGCUGGAGACCAGGAAGGGUCCUGCCAAACGCAAGUGAACCUUUGGCCUGUAGUGUUGCCCAGCCCCCCCCCCCCAAUAAACCGCAUUCUCGUUU
Molecule: messenger RNA, 1270 nt
Organism: Artibeus jamaicensis (Jamaican fruit-eating bat)
Lineage: Eukaryota; Metazoa; Chordata; Mammalia; Chiroptera; Phyllostomidae
Gene: FCRLA
Product: Fc receptor like A
Exons: 6
Coding region: 134-1213 (359 amino acids)
Biological process (GO): cell surface receptor signaling pathway
Molecular function (GO): transmembrane signaling receptor activity
Source: RefSeq, a predicted model, not a curated record